AUGCUGCACUCCAAAGCGUCACAAUGGCAAAAUAUUUUGAUCAUAUUUCUUUGUAUUUUAGUUCAAUUUUGCUCUCCGGUAAAUGCGGCUAUCAAACCAGAUAUUGGCGCACUUGCCUUUUCAUUUGAUCUUGGGAAUGUGCAAUUGUCCCAAGAUCGCUUUCUGGAUAAUCAAGGCCGCACCUUGAACUACUUGAAGGACAUAGAUGUUGAAAGGCUUCUUUAUGUCUUCCGGGUGAAUCAUGGUCUGGAUACACAACAGGCAGAUCCUAACGGCGGAUGGGAUUCUCCAGAUUUCCCAUUCCGUUCGCAUGUUCAGGGCCAUUUUCUCAGUGCUUGGGCUCAAUGCUAUGCUGUACUCGGCGACCAAACAUGCUACGAUCGAGCAACUUACUUUGUUGCGGAGUUGAAAAAGUGCCAAGCCAACAACAAAGCUUCCGGCUUCACAGAUGGUUACUUAUCUGGUUUCCCAGAAUCAGACUUCGCAAAGCUUGAGAACGUCACUCUUUCUAACGGCAACGUUCCUUAUUAUGCUAUUCACAAGACACUGGCGGGUCUCCUGGACACCUGGCGCCUUGUAAAUGAUACAACUUCUCGGGAUGUCCUUCUUUCCAUGGCUCAGUGGGUCGAUGAUCGCACGACUUCCUUGAGCUACGAUAAAAUGCAAGAAAUACUGCAAACUGAAUUUGGCGGUAUGAAUGAAGUUCUGGCUGACAUCUACCACCAAACUGGUGACGAUAAAUGGCUCACCGUUGCCAAGCGCUUUGAUCAUGCGGCAGUCUUUAAUCCUCUCGCAGGCGACAAAGAUGAGCUUGAUGGUCUCCAUGCAAAUACUCAAGUUCCCAAAUGGAUCGGGGCAGUUCGCCAAUACAAAGCUACGGGAGAUUCUCGAUACCUGGAUAUUGCCCGCAACGCCUGGAAAAUAAAUGUCAACGCGCACACGUAUGCGAUCGGUGGUAACAGUCAAGCCGAACAUUUUCACGCCCCAAACGCCAUUGCGGCAUAUCUUACGAGUGACACCUGUGAAGCAUGUAAUUCCUAUAACAUGCUCAAGCUAACUCGCGAGUUGUGGCUUGUAGAUCCUGAGAAUAGUGCAUAUUUUGACUUCUAUGAAAAUGCAUUACUCAAUCACCUCCUAGGGCAACAGAAUCCCGAUAGUGAGCAUGGCCAUAUUACUUAUUUCACUCCUCUCAACGCUGGUGGUCGUCGUGGCGUCGGACCUGCAUGGGGUGGCGGUACCUGGAGUACAGAUUACGACUCAUUCUGGUGCUGUCAAGGUACAGCGAUAGAAACGAACACUAAAUUGAUGGACUCGGUCUAUUUCUACAGCGACUCAACAUUGUUUAUCAAUCUGUUUAUGUCUUCAAUUCUACUGUGGCCGGAGAUGGGAAUUACCCUGAAACAAUCUACAUCCUACCCCGUCAGCGACAAAUCAAGAUUGGAAGUGUCUGGCAGUGGUAACUGGAAAAUGAACAUUCGCAUUCCAAGCUGGACGUCAGAUGUUGUGAUAACAGUCAAUGGUGAAGUUUUAUCUAAUGUUCAGGUUUCUCCGGGAUCAUAUGCUCAAAUUUCGCGCUCAUGGACUGAUGGAGAUGUUGUCGAAAUUCACCUCCCCAUGAGAUUACGGACGAUAGUUGCCAACGACAAUUCAAGUAUGGCCGCAAUUGCUUAUGGCCCGACCAUCUUGUGUGGAAAUUAUGGCGACCAAGUACUGAACAGUAUCCCAUCUCUUGCUCUUGACUCUAUUCACCGAAUGGAUGAUUCUGACCUCCAAUUCACCUCUCUCGCUGACGAUAAGAAUGUUCCGCUGAGUGCAUUCUAUGACGCCCAGGGCUAUAAUUAUAAUGUAUACUGGGCUAUUACAGGAAGCCUUCCUACUGAAAAUUAG
Molecule: messenger RNA, 1887 nt
Organism: Penicillium cosmopolitanum
Lineage: Eukaryota; Fungi; Ascomycota; Eurotiomycetes; Eurotiales; Aspergillaceae
Exons: 1
Coding region: 1-1887 (628 amino acids)
Biological process (GO): carbohydrate metabolic process
Source: RefSeq, a predicted model, not a curated record